CCCAGGGAUAAUGAUUGACAGGGGCAGCGGGGUCAGUUUGCUUAACCGCUGCAUUGGAGGGAAGCAGGCAUAAACUCCAGCUCCGUGUGAGGAGAGAGAGAUCCUGCCCGACUCUGCCCGACUUCGGCCCGUUCUCCCAGUCAUGGGUGUCCACACAGCUCUCAUACUCUGCUCCUUCUUCCUUGCAGGCUCAGGGGAUCCGCUGGCCCCCCCACAGAGCGCUGGGACACAAACAGGUGAGCAGACGCCAGUCCUCACGGUGGAGCCUCGCAGCGCCGUGGUCCGGCAGGGCGCCCCCGUCAGCUUCCGCUGCAGCGCCCAGGGCGGGGCGGCGCCCGCCAGCCUGGAGUGGAAAAAAAACAACAACCAGGCGCUGCUGGACAAUGUUAAAAUCGGACCAGACGGCUCCGUCCUCACCAUCGCCAGCGCCCGCCCUGGUAACCAUGGCACCUACCGCUGCGUGGGCACCAACGCACAUGGAAAAUCCCAGAGCUCCGCCUCCCUGACCGUUCACUAUUCCCCGAAGGUACAGGCCACCCCCAAGAGCCCGGCGCGGGUGCGGAUUGGCGAAACCAUCAACCUGGAGUGCCACGCCACGGGACGGCCCCGCCCAACUGUCACCUGGCACAGGGAGGGGGGCGCCAAGACGGGGACGAGCAGCUCCACCGAAGCCAAGGCCACGGUGCAGGUGCAGGCCGCACGUUCGGAGGACGCCGGGGUGUACGUCUGCAAGGCAGAGAACAGCGAGGGGACGGUGGAGCUGAAGGUGCAGGUGACCGUGGAGGGUGGAUCCCAGGCUCCUACCCCGCCCCGAGCCUCCAUCCUCCAGGCCGACAUGGUGAAGGUGGAGGGGGACUCCGUCACGCUCCAGUGCCAGGCCACCGGGUACCCCACUCCAACCAUUGCCUGGUCCAAGCUGCGGGCCCCGUUGCCCUGGCAACACAAAGUGACGGACGGCACCCUGGUCCUGCAGAACGUGGGCCGGCAAGACUCGGGCCAGUACAUCUGCAACGCUACCAACGCUGCUGGGUUCGAUGAGUCAACGGUGCAGGUAGAGGUGGAGACCCCUCCCUAUGCCACCUGUAUUCCGGAGCAGGUGCGCGUGCAGGCAGGUGAGGCCAUCCGGCUGCAGUGCCUGGCCCACGGCACGCCCCCCGUGCGCUUCCAGUGGACCCGGGUGGGGGGGAACCUGCCCCCCCGCGCUCAGUCCACUGACGGCCUCCUGCUGAUCAGCCAAGCCAGGCCAGCCCACGCCGGCACCUACAAGUGUGUGGCCUCCAACAAGUGGGGAUCCAGCCAAGCCCUGGCGAAGGUCACCGUCCGAUCAGCGUGACAGAACGACACUGAGCAUGCGCAGUGAGAAGAACCCUGUAGCUGCCAAUCACGGUUCACUAUGCUACAAACGGCUUUUCUCUUCACAGUAACUGCCCAAGCCAGCCAAUCACAGUUCACUAUACUACACGCUCUGCCUGCCGACAUUUUCAUACCUGCUGUCCUUGCAAAUCAAUCACAGUUCACUAUACUGCACAGUCUGCCAAGAUUUUCAUAACCAUUGUCCUUUCCAACCAAUCACAUGUCACUAUACUGCUCACUCUGCCAAGAUUUUCACAACCACUGUCCUUUCUAGCCAAUCACAGUUCACUAUAUAGCACACUCUGCCGACAUUUUCAUACCUGCUGUCCUUUCCAACCAAUCACAUGUCACUAUACUGCUCACUCUGCCAAGAUUUUCAUAACCACUGUCCUUUCCAACCAAUCACAUUGCAUUUUUCCUUACAGUUGUGUCUUCAUGUCUGUGUUACCGUGCUGCAUGCGUUUUAUGGAGUAGUGUCAUACCAUAUGGAGGUGCUUAUCUUGUGGGAAAAAGCAAUAAGUCUUCACAGAAAAGGAUAGAGAAUGAUCCCUACACAUCUUUAUUUUUUUUUAAACUGCAUCAGAAAUUUUGCCAAUAAAGCAAAUGUGACUUGUGCAUAAUGCACAUUAAAGAAA
Messenger RNA from Anguilla anguilla (European eel), 1988 nucleotides. RefSeq names its product basement membrane-specific heparan sulfate proteoglycan core protein-like. The transcript is spliced from 9 exons. Lineage: Eukaryota; Metazoa; Chordata; Actinopteri; Anguilliformes; Anguillidae. The coding region runs from base 143 to 1333 and encodes 396 amino acids. The record is from RefSeq and is a predicted model, not a curated record.